Penicillium argentinense is the source of this 2754-nucleotide messenger RNA. It is a transcript of the gene vac8, whose product is annotated as protein anchor VAC8. NCBI's taxonomy places the organism in Eukaryota, Fungi, Ascomycota, Eurotiomycetes, Eurotiales, Aspergillaceae. Gene Ontology annotation, biological process: nucleus-vacuole junction assembly; vacuole inheritance. The transcript has 10 exons. The record is from RefSeq and is a predicted model, not a curated record. Bases 1 to 2754 code for a protein of 917 amino acids. Gene Ontology annotation, cellular component: fungal-type vacuole membrane. Gene Ontology annotation, molecular function: protein-membrane adaptor activity; protein binding.
AUGUACCAGACCUCUUUAGCCGACGCCUCUUUGGCCGUCGACGACCGUCUGCCCUCAGCCUCCUCCCGAUUGGCACGUUCUCGCGUUGCCACUCUGCACGCACAGUCGAUCGCGGCUGCUCGCUCGUACCCUGCAUUGCCAACACUAAUGCCGGGUGCUGCUACUACUGCUGCUUACAGUAGUCCCCCCCUUCGAACUGACCACUUCAUGGCGCGGCCUCGGCGCCUCCCCGAGCAGCAACCACGGUAUACCGGACAGCGGGAAUGCCGAUCGCGAUGUCGGCCCAUCGAGGAUGGAUCCCUUCUGUUCGCGACGACCACCUUCACGCGGGCUGAUCAUCCGCGCGGUGGUCAGGUGCGUCAUGGACAUUCGAAUCACAAGGCGGGCGCAUUCGAGGCGGCACACGGGCCUCACAACGGGCGAGGUGCCAGGCGCAAGAAGAAGCAGACGGGUGGACUGCGAUGGAAAUGCGAAUCUAUAAAACGGUUGCAGCAGGGUCGAUGGAGGACGGCAGGCGUCGAAGGAAGACACAACCCGACAACGGGGAUUGGUCGCAGCUCUCGGGAUGAUGUUAUGCGCAGCUCGCAUCUACUCCAGUUCAAGUUGGACGAGUCUAGGACACUGGCUGGCCGGGAGCUCCGUGACUUGACCCCGAACCGCAACGGCCGGAGGGGGCAACUACCUGAGCUCCGGCAACCUCGACUUCUUCCUUCUCCCCUCACCUCCGCCCAUCCCUCGCCUUUGCUCUCGGGGUGCCUUUCUCGGUUGCCACCACCUGCCCCCGAAAUCGUCGUCUCGACACUACCUGCCAUCACGCGCCCGGUUUUCUGUGUUCCCUUUCAAAAGCUUGACGCCCGUGCAUGCAACUCCCUCUCCCAGCCUCCCCUCUCCUUCGACUCCAACCCCCCUCCCCGGCGCAUCUCGCCUUCUUCCCCUUUCGCCUGCCCCGUCGACCGCUUACAGUGCCCUGAUGCGGGCCUGCUGAGGAGGUAUGAGUGGAAUCGCGACCACCUGCUGGUCGCGGAGCCCGGUCGCGAGACGGCAUCUACGAAACCACCCUCGCCGAUAAUGAACGUGAAGCUGUCUCUGACUUGCUGGGCUACCUUGAGAACGUAUGUCGACCUGCUUGUCUCUUCCUUUUUUCCCCUCGUCACCCGAUCCAAGGCGGCGUGGGCUCUACGACGUAACGAAACCGAUUUUUUUACCGGCGAACCUCUGCGAGCUCUGAGUACUCUUGUCUAUUCUGAUAAUGUCGACCUGCAGCGCAGUGCAAGCUUGACUUUUGCAGAGAUCACGGAGCGAGAUGUACGUGAGGUCGACCGCGAUACGCUUGAGCCAAUCCUGUUCCUGCUUCAGAGUUCCGACCUUGAAGUCCAGCGAGCUGCUAGUGCCGCCCUGGGCAAUCUUGCCGUCAAUGCUGAUAAUAAGGUCCUGAUUGUCUCCCUGGGAGGGCUGGCCCCUCUGAUCCGCCAAAUGAUGUCGCCCAACGUGGAGGUACAGUGCAACGCAGUGGGAUGUAUCACGAACCUGGCUACACACGAAGAAAACAAGGCCAAGAUUGCUCGCUCAGGCGCGCUGGGGCCCCUCAUCCGCCUGGCAAAAUCAAAAGAUAUGCGUGUCCAGCGUAAUGCGACAGGCGCGUUGCUGAACAUGACCCAUUCGGAUGACAACCGCCAGCAGCUCGUUAAUGCUGGAGCUAUUCCUGUUCUCGUUCAUCUACUUUCUUCUCCCGACGUCGACGUUCAAUACUACUGCACCACGGCCUUGAGCAACAUCGCCGUAGACUCCACAAAUCGCAAGCGCCUGGCCCAGACCGAAUCUCGCCUGGUUCAGUCAUUGGUUCACCUGAUGGACUCUUCCACUCCCAAGGUCCAAUGCCAAGCUGCACUGGCCUUGCGCAACCUUGCCUCUGACGAAAAAUAUCAGCUGGAGAUUGUUCGGGCUAAGGGCCUGACACCUCUUCUGCGACUUCUCCAAUCCUCCUACCUCCCUCUGAUACUCUCUGCUGUUGCAUGCAUUCGCAACAUCUCUAUUCACCCUCUCAACGAGUCCCCUAUUAUCGAGGCCGGUUUUCUGAAGCCUCUGGUGGACUUGCUUGGAUCUACCGACAAUGAAGAGAUCCAAUGCCAUGCCAUAUCCACGCUGCGCAACCUUGCCGCCAGCUCUGAUCGCAACAAAGAACUUGUCCUGCAGGCCGGUGCAGUUCAGAAGUGCAAGGAUCUGGUUCUUCGAGUUCCCCUGACUGUCCAGUCCGAAAUGACUGCUGCAAUCGCCGUGUUGGCCCUCAGUGAUGAGCUGAAGCCUCAUCUUCUCAGUCUAGGCGUUUUCGAAGUGCUGAUUCCGCUGACAAACUCGGAGAGUAUCGAAGUACAAGGGAACAGUGCAGCUGCCCUUGGCAAUCUAUCCUCGAAAGUGGGCGACUAUUCGAUUUUCGUACGAGACUGGGCUGAUCCCAACGGAGGAAUUCACGGCUAUCUACAGCGCUUCCUUGCGAGCGGCGAUCCGACUUUUCAGCACAUCGCCAUCUGGACGGUUCUCCAGCUCCUGGAGUCGGAGGACGCGAAGCUUAUUGGCUACAUUGCCAGGUCUGACGAUAUUGUACAAAUGGUGAAAUCAAUCUCAGACAAGGACAUCGGUACUGGCUCCGACGACGAUGAAGGCGAGGAUGGCGGUGAGGGCGAAGUCAUCGCGCUCUCGCGACGAUGUCUCGAAUUGCUCGGUGGAGGUGCUAACCAGACUCUGGUGGAGGCAUAG